AAUCAAAACCGAGCCGCACGAGCACACACUCGCGUUUCCGGACAAGUCCCGUGCUCUCCCGUCUCAAAACCCUCCCCUCCUCCUCCGGGCGGCGGUGGUGGCGGCGGCCGGGCGUCUUCUCCGGCAAGGUCUCCCCCUACUCACGAGAAAAUAUGGAUGGACCUGUUGAUGACCCUGUGGAGAACAACCUCACCGGAGGUCCUAGUAUCCUUGGCAAUGAGGAAGAAGCCAAUACUUAUGCUGAUGUGCAAGUCAAGGAAGAACCAGAAAAGCUCUAUGACGAGGAAUCCAAGGACCUAAUGCAAGAUGAGUUGGGUAACCAAGAGCAUGCGAACAUGAACAAUGAAGAUGUGGGAGGUCAGAACAAAGAGGACCAAGCUACCCCCACAGACCACGGUGUGGAAGCUGGGGUGAAGCAGCAGGAUGCUACAGUUCCUGAUGACAAGAAGUGGCCUGGAUGGCCUGGAGAGAGUGUUUUCCGUAUACUGGUUCCUACCACAAAGGUUGGUGCCGUCAUUGGGCGCAAAGGGGAUUUCAUCAAGAAAAUGUGUGAGGAAUCAAGAGCUCGCAUCAAGGUUCUUGAGGGACCACCAGCUGUGCCAGAAAGAGUGGUAAUGAUUUCAGCAAAGGAUGAACUAGACACAGUGCUACCUCCAGCUGUUGAUGGGCUGCUUAGAGUUCAUAAAAGGAUAACAGAUGGUUUAGAUGGUGAAACUGAUCAGCCUCAACGAGCUACUGUCACCGCUGGGCCCACAAGGCUACUGGUCCCAGCUUCCCAAGCUGGCAGCCUGAUUGGGAAGCAAGGAGCAACUAUUAAAUCAAUACAGGAUGCUUCAAAGUGUGUUCUCCGGAUUGUUGAGAAUGUUCCACCUGUUGCAUUGAAUGAUGACAGAGUUGUAGAGAUACAGGGUGAACCUCUUGAUGCUCACAAAGCCGUGGAGCUGAUUGCAAGUCAUUUAAGAAAAUUUCUUGUUGACCGUAGUGUCCUCCCUUUGUUUGAAACACAGAUGAAAGUGCACAGUGUGCACAGAGAGCAACCUAUGCCUCCUCCACAGGCAUGGGGUCCCCCUCCACCCUCACCCUGGGGUCAUCCACCACCAAACCUUCCUCCUCCUGGUGGCCCAGGUUAUGGUGGGAACCCACAGUACAUGCCUCCACCUCCACGGCCACAAGAGAGCUAUUAUCCUCCGCCUGAUGUGCCCCCUGUAGAAAAGCAACCACACUAUGGAAUUUCUUCAUAUGGACGCGAUGCACCUCCGAGUGUUCCCCCAGGGAAUCAAAACCAAGCACAUGGGUCUUCUCAGGUGACACACAGCAUGCAAGUUCCUCUUUCCUAUGCUGAUGCUGUGAUAGGAUCAGCCGGUGCCAGUAUCAGCUACAUCCGCAGGCAUAGUGGAGCAACUAUAAGUAUUCAAGAAGGUGCUCCUGGGGAGAUGACAGUGGAGAUAACAGGAAGUGCUUCACAAGUACAGACUGCUCAACAGCUAAUCAAGAACUUCAUGGCUGAAGCUUCCCCCCAGGGACCACCGGCUCCAGCUCCACCCGCUCAACCAGUGGACACAGGUUACAGCUCGUAUCCACCUUACGGUGGAGCAUCAUAUGGAUCUCCUCCUGGCGCCCCAGCUCCAGCUCCUCACAACGGCGGAAGCUAUGGCGCGUACCCACCGAGCUAUGGAUACUAAUCCGGAGCAGGAGCUGGAUUCAGACUUAGGGAAGGAGGGUUAUGUUAUGGGUUCGCUUGUCUGUUCAUCUUUUGAGAACUCAACCUCGUUAGGACUUCUGAACUUACUUUUGGUGUUGUAAGCUGCUUUCUUAUGCCACAUGCCAGUGCCGAUUCUUCUCUUGAUACUCUCUCUGCUCUAUGGUUGCUGAGUUUAUCUUUAACCCUGUAUUUUUAAUAUUCAAGAGAAAAACAAAAAAAAAUAUUAAGAACUCCAAUGUUAACUUUUCCCUA
This is a messenger RNA of Sorghum bicolor (sorghum), 1954 nucleotides long. Its product is annotated as flowering locus K homology domain. Gene Ontology annotation, molecular function: mRNA binding. The coding region runs from base 153 to 1682 and encodes 509 amino acids. Gene Ontology annotation, cellular component: cytoplasm; nucleus. NCBI's taxonomy places the organism in Eukaryota, Viridiplantae, Streptophyta, Magnoliopsida, Poales, Poaceae. Gene Ontology annotation, biological process: regulation of gene expression. The record is from RefSeq and is a predicted model, not a curated record. The transcript has 7 exons.